CUCAUGAUUUACAGUUUCUUGGCAGGACCUGGUAAAAGCAUUCUGUUCCUUGCUGCACAGAUCACCUUUUCAGAUUUAUUUUUAGACUCGCUCUAACCAGCAGAAACAUGCCACUUGAGGGGAAAACAAUAGCUUUGUGAGGACAAAACAUCGUGACUUUUAAUUAUGCCGACAUUUCCUACGUUAAAUGUGCAGUAUGUUCAAAAGUGUUUUCCCUACCACGCUGGCUCUUAUUGCCGUCGUGGUCUCUCCUCUGCUGCUGGACUGUACCACAACAUGUCGGGAAUAUCAAGGAGGACAUGAACAUGAGGUUGUUGGCGGACACUGUCCUGUGAAACUGACCUCAGCCAUGUCCCAGGGUUCUGAUGGGGGUUACGCUGAGUGUGUCACUGUUCAUGUCUGGAUAAAGAGUGAUGACCUCUGUAAUGCUUUGAAGAUUGAAAUGCAUCAUUCAUCAAGAAAGGACAUAAUUAGGCCAAUGAAAAAAGGGACAAAGCGCAAAAGAGAAACGGGUGAAAGAAAAGUAAAGUGUGAAAGUAGUGUCACACAGCCGCAUGUGUGGGAACUGGUACAUGAUUGUGUCAAAGAGACAGCUAAUGAGGUUGUUACUGUGUCAUACAAAACAACAUCAACCAGCUGCAGCGUCAACUACACAAUACCAGAUCCCAUCCCAGAAUUCGAUCUGUCUGUGAACCAGUCGUCUAAAUCCAUCUUGGUGACCAUGGAGCCUGGAGACAAAGUCUAUGCUAGAUGGUGUUACCAACAAUAUGGAGAGCAAUGCGGGGACUCUGUCACCCGGCCAAUCACUAUUGAUCCAUCUCAGUCUCGAUCAGGUCUUCUUAACAUCCCUUUCCUGCUGCAUUGCGUGUGUGUACAGGUAUAUUACCAACAUUGGGAUGCCCGGCGUCAUAAAAAGUGCCCAUUUCAAAAUAAGAGCCUCACAGAUGUCAGAGAUGUCUGGCGCUCCUCUUAUGUCACACUGCAUGAGUCAAGUUUGAAGUGGAACCCCAAGUGUCCUGCCAACAAUCUGAACAUCUCUGCCUCCCUCUGCUGGAGACAAAACAAAACACUCUGCACACCUGUGCUUAACUCCACACUGGAGGAUAGGAAAGAGGGGCGAACCCUGAUAUAUUCCACAUCCGCUGUGGAUAAACACCCUCAGAUGUGUUUGCAGCUUUCACUUCAAGGCACCCAUGAAAUAUAUUGCCGCUUCGAGGCUGAUAUGUCUUCAUGGGAGGUGUAUAUGGGACCAGGCAGGCAGAGUGUGGUUUUGUUUAUAACCUCUUCAACUCCUGCAAGGUUUGCAGCUCAACUCUGUCUCCUUAAUGAGAGGGAAUGUACACCAAUGGGACAGGUCCACUCAGAGACAAUUGAAGGGAAUACAACUAAAACAAGGAUCCAUGUGCCUCUUGUUUUCUUUGCUGAUAGGCCAUGUGUGCAGGUGUGGCAGUCACACCCUGCUCUACUUGGAAGAAGAAUUCUGUGCCCGGACUACACUCAUGACAGAUGUGGCAUGUAUGCUGUGGCAGCUUUGGUAUCCAUGGUUAUUAUUGCUUUACUGGGAAUGUUUAUCCACCGUCUCAACAAGAGUGGAGCAUCAGGUUGGCUGUGUAUUCGGGAACCAGUGUUACUAGUGUGCUCAUCAGAGCAGUCGGACCACGUCUCUGCUGUGUGUGCAUUAGCCUCAAUCCUGCAGGGAGAGCUGAGUGCGGCUGUGCACAUGGCUUUGUGUGCCCAAAGUUCACAAACGAAAAAUGGGACUGAGUCUGGAACUGGAGUGGCUGAUCUGGGUCCUCUUCCCUGGCUGUAUGGGCAGUGGGAAGCCAUGCGAAAGGCUCAAGGACAAGUGCUGAUUAUUUGGAGUCCUGAAGCCACGAAGACCUAUGAAAAGUGGAGGGAGGAGAGAGCAAACAUGCAUAAGAGUGAGAGAAAAAUGAGAGAAUGUAGCAAAGAAGACGUGACACAUGAAAACAAAGUGGAAGAAGUAAUUGGAAAACGACUGGGAAAAUGCAAAAAAGAGAAAGCCGCAGGAAAAAAGCAUUGUGAUGAUAUAGACUGGUACACACAGCCCUCCACAGUGAUCGCACCAGUAUUUGCGGCUGCUCUGUCCUGCCUAGAGGGGGCGCUGCAGGAGAACAAAAGUCAAGGAGUGGCCUUUGUCUACUUCCAGAGCCUUUGCCAUAGUAGGGACAUCCCAAAGGCCUUCAGAAAUGUCCCUCGUUUCUGCUUACCGAAAGAUUUCAGAGGCUUUGUACAGGAGCUGGGUGGAAUACAAAGACAGAAAAGAACUGGCAAACUGCGGUGGCACUGCUUGCACAGACUCUUAGCUAAAGUGCAGUCAGUAUGGCUGGCACGGCAGCUAGCACAAAGACUACAGACACUGCUGCCUCAGACUCAAGGAAAGAAAACGCAGGGGUUCAGUGACACGUCAUCACUCAAAAUAAUCUCGGAUAAGACUCAUGGCAGGCUCAAGUUGCCACUGACAGCCAACAUGGCAAGAUCAGGAACUGUACAAGAGCACGAGCCUCUCCACCUGUUGCCAUGGUGAGCAGGGAAACUUUAAUCUCAGGUUUCACAUGUCUGAUGUGGACAGACUCUUGUUCUGCUGGAAACAUGAUAGGUAUACAUGAGACACAGAGGAUUGGUGUUGCCCUGCGGGUGCCUCAGAGCCAAUCACUAAAAGAAAAUAUAUAUAUUUUACUUUCUUUUUACUUUACAUUAACCUACUAAAUGUGACCUCCACCUAUCAUUUGGUAUAUUAAGAUGAGGUAAAUACUCCGUCCUGUCUCCUGCAUUUUUCCCUUUAACAGGCGCUCUUUAUGUGAACACCUGUCCUAUGACUGUAUGUAAAUAUGCUUACCAGUACAAAAACAAUUGCAAAAUAUACCUCACUUACAAAUGCUGCACAAUACAGGAACUGACAAAUUUGCAUAGGAUUUUCAGCCUAAGCGGUCACAGUUGGAAAGAGUGCAACAGGUGAAAACAUUAAGCGGUAUCUACCCAAGUGUGCUCGAGCAUUUGACAGUAAAUGAAGUUGCCAUGCACUGCAGGUACUGCUGUUAGUAUAGUAGAUAGUUAUUAUUAAAUAUAUGUACACAAACUUCCACCUAAAAACAAAUAUGAACUUGUCAAUGUUUAGUUUGCUUUUUAACUCAGGCAUACAGCACUUGUCUGUUCGGCAAACAUUUCAUCUCCACUUGCAGAAGCACGAUUUCAACACUGUUUGCAUUGGAACUUUAUGUCUGUAAGAUAAUAAAAAUGCUAUUUAUAUAUAGGAAAGGAAUUUCUUUUGCCAAAAAAUAA
This is a messenger RNA of Eleginops maclovinus (Patagonian blennie), 3303 nucleotides long. RefSeq lists its product as uncharacterized. The coding region runs from base 188 to 2548 and encodes 786 amino acids. NCBI's taxonomy places the organism in Eukaryota, Metazoa, Chordata, Actinopteri, Perciformes, Eleginopidae. The transcript is spliced from 17 exons. The record is from RefSeq and is a predicted model, not a curated record. Gene Ontology annotation, molecular function: interleukin-17 receptor activity.